Messenger RNA from Paramuricea clavata, 9749 nucleotides. The record is from the annotation of a GenBank genome assembly. NCBI's taxonomy places the organism in Eukaryota, Metazoa, Cnidaria, Anthozoa, Malacalcyonacea, Plexauridae.
CGACUGACGUAUAGUUAUAAAGUAUACUUUAUAAUUAUACGUCAGUUUGUUGAUAAAUACGGCAAGCGCCAUGUAAGACAUGUAAAGCUCAUUGUAGUCACUGAAACCUCUGCGGAGGAGAGAGCAAUCGGGUGGCGAUUUAAUAUAAGCUACAUUUGCAAUAUAUUUCGCUAAUUUGUGAUUAUUUUUGUUAAUUUUAUAAGUUCAUUGCAGUUUUAAUUUAAAUUCAGCCGUUUAGUGAGCUGCCUAUGCUAUAAUUAGAUUGUUGUUGUCGUUGUGUGAAAUUUAAAUUUCUCCUGCGACAUUUUGAUUGGAUACUAAAUAUAAACUUUGCUGUGGGCGGAAAGCGAUCAGGUUAAGUUUUGUGUCAGGCUCUAUUUGUAAAAUAGAGCCUGAUACUCAGGUUAGAUUUGUCGUAGCUUUUCCUGCAUGAACAUCUCGUUUGACUAACCAGUCUAAUAUAUGUCCGCUGUCAUCUGUGUGCCUGUAGCUGAGAGUAACUUAUGGUCGUGUCUGUUGAUUGCGUUUCAGUUGGUGUUCUUGUGUUAGUUUUGUUAGAAUCCCUUUAGGUGCUUGUCCAAUGUACUUUUCAGGACAGUUUUUGCAAGGAAACAUACAAAUGGCGUCAUGCUUUCUAUUAUAUGUGACUUGUUUUUAUGUCUGUUGGUCCAAAGUUUGCAUGUCGGUUUGUGUGCAACGUCAAUGAUUUAAUAGAAUACAAAUGGUCAGAAGAAGAUGUAUACGCCCGUACUUGAAAUUAUUGAGUGUUUGACAAAUUUGUCCGACAAAAAAUUUCCGGUAACACUUUAUGUAUUAUUUUGUCUAGGAAUUCCAAUUUAUGAUGAUUGUGUUGCCUAUCACGAAAACAGAUGGUAAGUAUACUGUAGCUUUUCUUUAUUGAAUUUUAUUAACUCCGUUCUUUACACGAACCGCAUACGGUCGUCUACGUUGGUGCAUGUAUACAUAAAUGUAGGUAAUAGUAUUGUAUACAGCGUGUAUCAAAAAAACCUGAACAGAUAUGAAUUUGCUCUCAAUUUUGCAAAACAGCCAUUAGUAUCCAGUUUUUGAUGUAUAUAGCUUCCUUGGGUACCUAUAAUGUAGAAUAAUGAAAAAAUUUUCUCGAACUCAGAUUUUGUAAAAAUGGUUUGCGCACGAAAAAUUAAAAAUGGUUUGCGCACGAAAUUUAAAAGCUUUAAUCAUAUUUUGAGUCAAUAGAUGAACAUUUGUUGUGUUUUUAAUUACUGUACAAAAUUUCAGACAAUUUGCUUUAGUUUUAGCCCUUUGAAUAUUCAUUUUAUCCUAAAAAAUCAGCCUUUCGCAUGCUUAAUUAAUGUAUUUACUUAAUUUGCAUAUUGCUGACAUAUGCAAAUUAGGCAAAGGUAUUAAUUAAUUAAGCAUGCAAAUAGCUGAUAUUUAGAAAAAAUGUAAGUUUGCGCGAAUAAUUAACGGGCUUAAACUAAAGCAAAUUGUCUGAAAUUUUGUACAGUAAUUAAAAGCCCAACAAAUCUUUCAUCUGUUAACUCAAAAUAUGAUUAAAGCUUUUAAAUUUAGUGCGCACGCCAUUUUUAGUCUGUUGGAUAACACCCCUCCUGGAUCACAAAAUUUGAGUUCAAGAAUUUUUUUUCAUUAUUCUACAUUAAUUAUACGUACCCAAAGAAGCUAUAUACAUCAAAAACUGGAUACUAAUAGCUGUUUUGCGAAAUUGAGAGCAAUUUCAAAUUUGUUCAGUUUUUUUUUAUACACCUAGUAGAGUCCAAUUCGGGAAAAAACAUGCACGAAUUAGUUUUUACCAAAUUCGGACAAGUCUGACAGACGAAUGAAUUUUGGCGAACUUUGAAAACUAACGAUCGUAUGUUCUUCCAAAUUGCGCGAGAAGCCCUACUAUUACUGACGAAGAAACUACACACAUGCUUCGAUAACAUCUCUGAACACGCUUGUGUCCUUUAACAGUUGUUUGUUAGCAAGCAGUUCAGUCUUUAUUUGAUCCUUGCACUUAAAUUGUUAUAUUCAACGACAAAAAAUUGUAGAAUCAAGGAAUUCUAAGCAUUACUAGCCAAAAAUGCGUUAAUCAAGAUGCCUUAAAAGUAUAAAUAAUAAAGCAUCAGCUUUAUAUAUUUCGGCAAUACAUAAACUUCAUGCUCAACCUCAUUCUACAGGGUGUAUAAAAAAAACUGAGCACAUUUGAAAUUGCUCUCAAUUUCGCAAAUUUAACAGCUACUAGUAUCUAGUUUUUGAUAUGCAUAGCUUCUUUGGUACAUGUAAUGUGGGAUAAUAAAAAAUUCUCGAACUCAAAUUUUGUAAACCAGAGGGGUGUGUCUUUUGCAACACACUAAAAAUGGCAUCUCACGAGAUUUAAAUGCCUUAAGGAGGCUUGCUACAGUUUCCAAUAGAUCUCAGUGUUUUAAACUCCAACCUAUUUAAUUAAUUUGAAUUUAAUGAAAACUAAUUUUUUGCACAAGCUAUUGUUUCCUCUUAUAUAAAAGAGUAAUUUUAACCCACAAUCGCUACUCUUCACGUUACCAUGACAACAUGAUGUCACCACCUACAUGGCCUAUAUCAACGAAAAAAAACGUCUUAGCGGACAAAUAACAACGGUAACCUACCUUUUUUAUUGCAGAAAAUACAUUGUUAUGAAGUUUGAAUCUUUUUUGAAAGUUAUUUGAAACUCGCCAGUGUAGUUUUCGAGAAACUGAAUUUCAGCUUUUAAGAUUGCAUUUUAGCCUUUGGAAAGGCUGAAAUUCAGUUUCUCAAAAACUACACUGGCGAUUUUCAAAUAACUUUAAAAAAAGAUUCAAAACUUCAUAACAAUGUAUUUUCUGCAAUAAAAAAGGUAGGUUACGUGGUUAUUUGUCCGCUAAGACGGUUGUUUUGCGGAUAUAAGCCAUACAGGUGGUGACGUCAUGUUGUCAUGGUAACGUGAAGAGUAGCGAUUUGGGUUAGAAUUACUCUUUUAUAUAAGAGAAACCAGUGGCUCGUGCAAAAAUUUAGUUUUUCUAUAUUCAAAUUAAUUAAAUAGGUUUUAGUUUAAAUCACUAAAAUAUAUUGGAAACUGUAGGGAGCCUCCUUAAUGGUAUCUUGAGUUAAUGAUGAACAAAAUAAAAUAAUGAUUAAAAUAAUAGCUGCACGAAAUUUCAGACAAUUUACUUCAGUUCAAGCCAUUUAACUAUUCACGCAAACUUACAUUUUUCCUAAAAAAUUAGCCUUUUGCAUACUUAGUUAAUGCCUUUGCCUAAUUUGCAUAUGUCAGCAAUAUGCAAAUUAGGUAAAGCUAUAGGCUUAAAUUAAGCAUACAAAAGGCUGAUAUAUUUUCUAGGAAAAAUGAAUAGCUAAAGGUAUUAAACUGAAGCAAACUGUCUGAAAUUUUGCACAGAUUACAGAAUUUUUGUACAGAUUCUUUACGGACUACGGUGCUUUAAUUAAUAACAACUCAACGAUUGUUUGUACAACUGUAUUGAUUGAUCGAGCGUUUUUCGCUGGCAUAGUCACCAAUUUAAGCACAGGAGGCCCAGGCUCGAUUUGUCCGCGCCCGCCUGUGCCUUCCUUAUAAUGAGGGAAGGACGGAGACAUUGAGACCAAAAUAGCCCAGACUUGGCAAAUGUCACCCGAAACUAUCCUCGAUUUUUCGCUUUUAAAUUAAUGCAUUUCUUUCACGAUUAAUCGAUAUCCCCUGCAAGAAUGAUACCGUAUAACUCUCAAAACAACGACGAAUGACACUUGCCAGAGCAAUUUGCGUGGCGCGUGGAAAUGACGUGCACGGGGACACAAAGAACAAAGGAAUCGCCGCGAGUUCCGCCUCUGUAUAGUCUGUGACGAGGACUAGCUGGAUCAACCAUCAAACUUGCUUGUGCAGGGAAUUUAUACAGUAAUAUCUGCUCUUUCGCUUGUGGGACGUGAAAUGAUAUACUGCGCAUGCUUAACCACAUUUUAAAGUGUAUUAAUGCGCAUGUUACACCUAGUUAUUUCGUCCUACAACUGCAACGACCUCUCAUUGAAUUGAUAUAGCUUGAAUUUUUAAUGAAGAAAACCUCCAAAAUACAAAAGAAUAUAGUCUGAUGAGUGUAUAAACAAGUUAAAAGCCGCGGAUAUCGGUUUUUAUUAAACUGUAAAGACCUCGGGCCUUCGGCCCUCGAGAGUUUAAUAAAAACCUCUCCCUUGGCUUUUAACCUACAUUUAAUCUAACCCUAAUCUUAUCUUUAUCCGACACUAAGCUUGAUCACGACGAUCACAUCCCCACCCCGGCGCGACGGGUCUCAGUGCAAUUACAUUUAUAAAAAAAAUCUUGUCCAAUGAUUGCGGUUUCAUGUGGAGUUUAUUGUAUUGAUAAUUUCGGACUUGUUGCGAAUUUAAUGUAUCGAUAAUUUCGGACUUGUUGCGAAUUUAUUGUAUUGAUAAUUUCGGACUUGUUGCGAAUUUUUGUAUCGAUAAUUUUGGACUUGUUUAACAAUUUACUCAUAUAGUAAAUCCCUAAAAUUAUCACGAUUAAACACAUUUGCUUAAUUUAAUUUGAAAAACAAAGUCUCAACAGAUAUUUUGUGACCUAUUUUGUUCAAGAGUAAUUUCUGAUAUUAACUUCAAUUCAUCAGUAUACCUAAGUGCUCAGAAAAAUAUAAAUUUUAGGUUGUUUUUUAACUUUUAUUUUUCGGAACCACAUGCAUGUCCGGUUUUCGCACGCUCGUUUGCAUGCUUGCUAAUUUUUUAACCAAUUUUAAACUAACCUUUAACGUACAUCGUCUUUAACCAGUCAAAAUCAAAUAACCAAUAAUAAUGUUAGCUGAAUAUUUGUUUAGAUUGCAUUAUUUUUGAGCGUUUUGCCUAUGUUUGUUCAUUUUUGACAGCGAUCGAGAUUCUCCGUCUCCGUAUUUCAUUAAAGCAAGAAACGCCGCUGGCUACGAUCCUAACAAUGAUAUUUGCAGGACUCAAGAUCAAGUCCCAUCAUGCAGUGGAGAAGGAUGGACUUCAAUCGGCAUCUUGCAAAAUUCUACUACCCUGGUAAGUACAAUACCGAUUAACUAUGCUUGCUUUAAAACGGAGACGUCACUAUAUAACGACUGGGUCAAAUGCCACUCUAAUGUUGUCUUUUAUCGGUGUCAGUGUUAUGACGAUCGACGUCAAUAGUUACCGCGAUACUCCGAUACCAGGGAAAGUACAACACAUUUUAUAUGUGGCAGAAAUUUACUCUUUGUAGUGGAGGGGCAAAGCAUACUAAUUUUUUACGCAAAUCGUUCUGAAUUUCCCCCCAGGUAAGCAAAUAUGUAAAAAAGAUGGUGCUUUGUAAGCUAUGACACUUGUAUUAUUAAACUUACGUGACAAGAUACAAAACCUUAAAAUUUUGAGAACGCAAGGCUUUCUGUAAUGUCCUCGCCCAGAUCGAAAUUUAAUCCCGGCCGAGCCUGGCAGAAAAUCCUUUGGCAUUCUUGAAUCUUUAAUCUUGGGUUAACCAGGAAGGCAAAAUUAAACAAACUGAGGAUUAAAGAAAGCAUCGUUUCCUCAAAUGAAAUGGCCACAAUGUUUUCCCUCAGAAAGAAGUACAAAUAAUGAAAUGAAUCUUAACUAUAGUGACAAGCGUUCAAAGGGGGGUGGGGGGUGGGGCAACCACGAGAAGUUCAAUUCCUUCUUAUAUGUACAACAGUGGAAAGUGAACAUCCUAGUGGGCACCCUAUCCCAUGCAAACGCUGUAGUUAUGGCUGUUUCUUCUAUAUACAUUCUGGUUUUCCAGCCGGAUGACCAUUUUAAUACUGAUGUGAUUAUUUAACAUAUGUAUACUAAAACUUUAUAAAUUAUUUAAGGAUCAUUGGACUUAUGAAAGUGAAUUGUGGACAGCAAAAGGAACCGAUCAGUGUAUCUUGAAUUCGCAAUUUUGGAGUGCUAAUGUCACUGAAAUUUGCCUAGCAUCGGCGGUAUUUAAUAUUCAAAUUCCCGUGGAAGCUCCCUCAUUGCGCAGCUUGUUUUUCGAGAAAAGAAUUCUGAACAUGAAUUCCCAGCAAUGGGCUGACUCUCUUGUACAGGAUGCAAACCCAGUUUUUACAACGGGAUGUUUUGAAAUUGGUUUUAACGUCGGAAAUGAAAGUGAAGAUGCACCUCGUGCGCGUUUAGGAAUUGUUUCCACACAUGGCACAGGUAGGCAUAUUACUAUAAUUAUAGUUACAGAAAUCCUUGAAAUGACUCACAACACGAUUGGCAAAGCACUCAGGAGUUUCGUGAGAGAAUUGAAGUAGCUUCAGUACCAGACGAUAUUUGGUGCCAAAAAACUAAGCACUCACGAAAAUGGUAUUUAUUUUAGAAAAUACAUUACAUAAAUAUUAUGAGUCAUAAGGAAAUAGGUAAUGUGCAUUCAGAAAGUAUAUAAUGCAUUCGAAAUUCAAAGUUUUGACAUAUAUUACUUGGCAGAGAUGUGAAAGCAAUGUUCCAACAUGACUGGGAAUAACAUUUACCUUUGACAUAUACUGUAGGAAGCCUAGCAGUAUAUCUACGAAACAGGAGACGUCAGGGCAACUAAAAAAUUUUUGUAUUUCGGAUAGUUGGACAAUAGAUGGGCACAAUACAGUAAAAAAAAUAUUAUUAUAUAAUAGAGAGUGAGAUACUGAAAAAUACACUGCGAGAUAUUUUUCAUAUCUUCACUAGUGAAGAUAUUGAUCACGUGACUUUUUCCAAUUUGCAUUUGGGCGUGAAAUUUCACAAUUUUUUACUUGGAACAAUAUAAGAAACAGAACAUACACGGUGGCUUGAAGAUAUGACUUUUAUCUUCUCGAGUUAAAAACAAUAUUUUACUCACUCGCUGCGCUCGUGGGUAAAAUAUUGUUUUCACCACUCCAAGAUAAAAGUCACAUCUUUGCUCCGCCGUGUAAUAUCCUCUUUAUCUUGAACGGUCUUUGCCAGUGUAGGCAGUUCCAAAAAUAACAAAAAUUUGCUCGAUGCGGAUGCAACUUCCGGAAAAAUACAACUUCCUUGUGGGAAUUAAAGUUAGGAGCUACUGCCUUCCUUUGGCUAGAUGGCGGAAGCUCUCUAGCUUCCUUUGCCAACUAAAUUUCCGACGAAGGGUGUUCCCUCGAUUGGUCGACGCUUUCAUUCUUCAGAUAGUUGCAUCCCUAUAAACCGGGGAUUUGUUAUAAGAUUGAUGGGUAUAAAUCUGAUUGGUAUGAAAAAUGCAAUCAACUGAGCCAAAUACAUACCAAAAGUACAUGCAUACAGAAACCCCUCACCCGGCUAGACAGAACACCAAAAUUUUCUAAACAAUUAUGGGCAAUAAUAACAUACCUAUUGCACAUAUGCACACUUCAAUUUCAAUUAUUGCAUGUAAAAUUCAACCUAAUGCACUUCGCAAAAUGUUUUUGAAGUUCAUUAACUAAACUGUUUUUAUUGAUGAACAUUGACUUUCAACUUUCAACUUUCAACUAACGAUUAUGCAAUUCUCUCAUGAAAAUAACUUUGCUUUCUGUUUUAUUUAAAGGUGAUCUACAGUCCGUAUGUAAACAAAGCCUUUGUUUACAUUUUUGUGUACAAAAUAUUGAGCUUUAUUCGACAACUAUUUAUAUUUUCAAGCUUCUAGAGUAUAAUAAAUGAUCAAGAAACAACAAUCAGGCUUUUCAAGAACUCAAAACAUAGUUAAACUGUUUGUAUCAUAAAAAGUGGGCUCAUUUGUGCACAUGCGCAGAUCGGACUGUAGAUCACCUUUAAGAAUUCUACUAAUCAUCACACUCGCUUUAGCUCUACUGAUUCAUACCGACCAAACCGUUGCAGAACAUGUUCUUUCCGAAACCUAUUUUUCAAUAGGAUAGUGCCACUUUGGAACAGCCUGCCAGGAGAAAUAAAAUCCCCUCUCUCUGUUCAGUCACUGAAAACUCUAUAAUCACUACACUCAAAAAGUUAAUGCAUGUUUUGAUGUUAAUAGGCCAAGGACUUGGAAAUCGUUUUGCUCUAAAUGUCGUUCUUGUUUUAUGUCUUGUUGUUCGUAGAAGUGCAUGUUCUGAGUUUUUGUACGAAUGUAAUUAUGUGUAAUACCGUAAAUAUGUAACUAUAGCUAUGUAUUAUAAUUUUGUUAAUUUUAUAACCGUUUAUAGUAUAAUAUAGUAUAGCAUAGUAUAGCGUAGUAUUUUCAUGUAUGGCAGGACUUAAUUUGGGACUUUAUUAGUCCUGUUGUCUGUGCCUUCAAUUUCGCAUUGUAAAACUAAUAAAAAAAAAUAAAUAAAAAAACAAUACACUGAAUACGCUGUCUUUUCUAUUAUUUGCAACAACAGUUUUUAAAGUAAGCAAUACAUUGAUCUUAAAAUCAAACUUACUUCAGGUUUUACGAUUCCUAGAAAACUAUUUCCCCUGGUCCAACAAAUAAACUGAUUGGCUGCUCGUCCCAUAUAACGAUUAUUCAAGUUUCGCGUCAAUUUUUUCAAAUCCAACUCAUUCAAGCAUUCAACAGAUCCGCUCAUAAAAUUUGCAAUACUUUUGAGAACAGUGGCAGGCCUACCCAUGCAAUAUAGACCAUUGAAGAACUUUAGACUUCACUAUUGCUUUCCUUUCCCUUCCCUUCCCUUCCCGGGCGUAAUUAGCCAAGCGGAAUUACUUCUCUCUCUUCGGGCUUACGCCUGGAACGGCGUUUCACAUCGUUGUCUCCGGGGUUUAUAAUUUUAUAUAGAUGAGCUUUACCGACCAGUUUUUUUGUCGGCUACAAAAAUACUUUGUAGAACUACGAAAUACUUGAAAAGCUUUACAAAAGAUUUCCACAUAGCUCUAAAAAUUCAUUCAUGUAAGGAAAAAUACUUUCGAUUUCCAUAUCUCUUUUGUGCACUUGAUAGUCUUUAUACUAGGAUACCAUUUUUGCAUUGGAACAUCAUUUAGGACUUAAAUAACCAUAUGGUAGUCGUUAUGAUAUUAAAUUAUAUUAUUACUGUCUCCGUCCUUGUGUGCUAUAACUGUACAAAUCAGAUCCAAAAAAGAGGAUUUUUACUAAACAUUUUGAAUAAACACACGAAGUAUGCCUCAUGCCCUUUGCUUGAUGAUAUUAUAUUUACUCUUUACUAUAUCAAUAUUACUUAUCUAGGUUGCUCUGAAGGAAUAUAUAUUUUGGGGGUAGGACUAGGUGCUCCAGGAUUAACAGGCAGCUAUCAUGGAUAUUACAGCAACCAAGACGUUAAUUCAACUGGAUCGGUAUCCGUUUAUGUCCGCUCAAGACCUGUGGGUCAAUCAUCGUCAACCACGGGACCACCAACCACGGAACCACCAACCACGGGACCACCAACCAUGGAACCACAAAGCACGGGACCACCAACCAUGGAACCACCAACCACGGGACCACCAACCAUGGAACCACAAACCACGGGACCACCAACCACGGAACCACCAACCACGGGACCACCAACCACGGAACCACCAACCACGGGACCACCAACCACGGAACCACCAACCACGGGACCACCAACCAUGGAACCACAAACCACGGGACCACCAAUCAUGGAACCAUAAACCACGGGACCACCAACAAGGGGCCACUAAUCUUGAGAAUUCUAUAAACCACGGGACCAUCAAUCAUGGAAACAAUACAGGCCUAACAUAAGCGAUGCGUUGGCAAUCUUCAAUAUUUUAAGUAACGUAAAUAUAUCCUAGUUUCCAGAAUACUUUUCCACGUAAUGUAAUCUUAAUUCAUUAAAUACAAACAAUAGUAACCCCGAACACAGUAAACAUUUUUCAAAAAUGUUUAUUAAUGUAAUGUAAUCUUGUGUGUUUUAAUUCACAAAAAAGUUGAAAAAAAAACGAUGCUG